Messenger RNA from Eufriesea mexicana, 1108 nucleotides. RefSeq lists its product as uncharacterized. The transcript has a single exon. Bases 79 to 1029 code for a protein of 316 amino acids. The record is from RefSeq and is a predicted model, not a curated record. Lineage: Eukaryota; Metazoa; Arthropoda; Insecta; Hymenoptera; Apidae.
UCCUACUAGGGUUAUAUUUACAUAUAUAGAAAAGAAUUGUAUUUUAUUUGUUGUUGAAUUAGAAGAAACUACAGAAAUAUGAAUGAUUCUUUCCUAGAAGACUUAAAAUUAGUAUCUACUGAUGUUAAAACUUCAAAUACUUAUUCAGUGGAUCGUCAUGUAACCACAAGACAUGCAACAUCCUCUCCUUUGCAACACUUACCACAAAAUAAAGGAGAUAAUGUACAAAAUAUACAUGUUGAAAAGCAAUUUAAAGUUAAAGAAUUGAGCACAAAAGAGUUGAAAAAAAUUCGACAAGAUUUGAAGAAGAUGCAAUUUGAACAAGACACAAAGAAACAACAACUAAGAGCAAGAAUAUCUGAGAAGAAAGAGAGAUCUGUUGAAACCAAGUUGAAACCAAUUGAAAAUAAAGUAAAAAGCGAUGGAAAAGAGCAAGAGAUCAAAGAUGAUACUAAAACAAAAACUAAAGAUGUAAGAGUAAAGUUUUCUGAAAGCAAAACAGUUGGGAAGGAUAGAAUACACCAUUCUGGAAAUUAUAAAGAAAAUGCCCAAACUUCAGAUGUGUCUGUCAAGGAAAACAAUAGACCUCUUGAUUAUUUGAAAGAAGGAACAUCUCAAAUGGAUACUUGUAAAGAAAAAACAAAGGUCUAUGAUACUCAUAUAAAAAUGGAGUCGAAAGAAACUGAUCCUGUUGCACUCCUUAAUGCUAUUAAAGAUAUUGUAAGCACAUGCACUAAAGACGAAAGCACGAAGAUUUUAAGGGCAAUGCAAGGCUUACAUUUUAAUUCUCAAGCAAAUUUUCUUAAACAUUUGCUUUGUCAAACAGAUAUUAUAAUUAACGAAAUGCACCCUAGUAACGAAUCUAACACAGUAAAAAAUCUAGUAGAACAAAAUGCGAGAUUACAAGAGGAUAUUGCAAUUCUAUCCAAAAAAAAUCUAGAACUGCAGAAAAAGUUGGAGGAGUUUGAAUUUUUGAAGCAGGAAAAUAUUGCAUUGAAAAUGAAAUGCAAGGAAUUAUCUAAACAAUAGCAAAUGUAUGCAGUAUUCUGAAUUUAGGUACUUAGAAUCUCUUCAUAAAAAGAUAUCCAUUCCAUUUUACUGUUGUGCU